Messenger RNA from Chroicocephalus ridibundus (black-headed gull), 3122 nucleotides. RefSeq names its product malignant fibrous histiocytoma-amplified sequence 1 homolog. The transcript has 10 exons. The coding region runs from base 195 to 2849 and encodes 884 amino acids. Gene Ontology annotation, molecular function: protein binding. Lineage: Eukaryota; Metazoa; Chordata; Aves; Charadriiformes; Laridae. The record is from RefSeq and is a predicted model, not a curated record.
UCUGCAGGUGAUCUCCAAAGCUGCUUUCGGGACAUAGACACGGCCCUGGUGUUUGGCCAGAGGUGCUUGGGUUGUUGGGAGCUCCUCCGAGGAUGGACGGAGAAAGAGAGGGUGGGGUUCCUGGGCAGAGCUCGGGGAGGCGGGGAGAGAAAUGAGAUUAGGAAACAAAAGGGGGAGGCUGAGCGCCGGGGAGGAUGCAGCGGGUGCCACGCUGCAGGGCCAUGACCCAGCCCAGAGCCUGUCAGGAGCAGGAGGACGGUUUGCGUGAAGUGACUCUCUCUACCCAGAGGCUGCGUGUGCUGCCUCCAGCAGUCCUGAGCAACCCCAUGCUGGAGAGCCUUGACCUCGACAGGAACAAGCUCAGGAGCGUCACCGGCAUUUCUAAGCUUUGCAACCUGAAGAAGUUAAUACUGUCCAAGAACGAAAUUGUGGACUUUCCCAAUGAAAUCCAGAGCCUGGUCUGUUUAGAGAAGCUUGAGCUGAAUCAGAACCAAAUCCGAGUCAUCCCAGAGGGGAUAUUCUCCCAUCUCCCCAGGCUUAAACACUUGCGGCUGAACAACAACCGUCUUGGUGCCCUCCCCAGGGACCUGGCAGCUUGUCGAGGCAGCCUCCAGUACCUCAACAUCUCCAACAACCUGUUCCGGACCUUCCCCCAGCCUGUCCUGCAGCUGGACCACUUACAGGAACUCCAUAUGCAGAAUAAUGCCCUUCGCCAGCUCCCCAGGGAACUCUUCCAGGGGCAAUCCCUGAAAACGUUCAAGGCCAAUGGGAACCCCCUCCGAGAGCCACCCAGUGAAGUGUGCGCUGGUGGCAUCCAGCAGAUCCGGAAUUACUUCAACCAGCUUCAACACAAUUCAGGGCAGGAGGACAAGAGGGUCAAGACCAUGUUCCUGGGGGCCUCACUUGCAGGGAAGUCCACCAUCUGCAAAAGUCUGAAGCAAGGGCAAACCAAACUGGUGCCCAAGGAAGAGCGAACGGUUGGGAUAGAGAUCAGUGAGUUCCGGAUUGAGGACUUCACGUUUCUCUUCUGGGACUUCGCUGGCCAGCUGGAGUACUACAUGACUCACCACGUGUUCAUCACCCCACAGGCACUCGUUGUCCUUGUCAUCAAUCUCCACAUGUACCAAACUAACGACAAGGCUUUCAAGGACCUCGUCGGUUUCUGGAUCAACAACCUGUCCAUGCGAGUUCCAAACUCGGUGGUGCUUCCUGUGGGAACCCAUGUGGACUGCUGUCGGGAGGAGGAGGUGGAGGAGAAGAGGCGCGACAUCAUGGCCAAGAUCACGGCCAUGCUGAUGGAGAGAAAAAGCAACCUUGCUCACUUCAUCAACAACCUGGAGGGCAGUGAGGAGCCUGAGUUCUACAUGGACCAGUGGGAGAGGCUGAAGGAGAUGGAGAACUGCACGUUAACCAUCUUAAACUUAGUUGCUGUCAACUGCACGGAUCACCGUGAUAUCAAAAAGCUCGAGGCCACUAUUCUGGAGCAUGUGAAGAAUGAGGAGCUCUUCCCUGAGGUUGUCCGAGUGCUGCCACCCGUCUACAGGCAGGUGGAAGCUGCCAUCACAGAUAUUGCGCAGAGUGAGGAGAUGGCAGAUCAUGGCAUGAUGGACCUCCAGUACCUGCUCAGCAAACUCUCCCGCUACAAGCACCUGGCCAACUUGGGCAGAGAGCUUCUGCAGGACAUCUUGCGCUACCUUCACCGCAUCGGGCUUGUCGUGUGGUACGAGGAAAUCAAGCACCUGGAAAGUACUGUUUUUCUCCAGCCUACGUUUCUAAUAACUAUGUUCAAGCUCCUGGUGAGGUACCGCCUAGUCCAACAGCUCGAGAGCAUCUCUGUGGACACACUGAUCGGUGAACAUGCCACCAUCAGAGACAGGUCCAACUGGGUGUGGACCUUUAAGUCAAAGGCAAUGCUGUGCCACCGGGCCGUGCGUGCCUUGGUGAAACACCAGCUCUGUUUGGAAGGGAUGCGGGAGGUCUUUGAGGAAAUCAUGGGACACGGGCCCCACAGAGGUAGAGGGAAGCUCUUCAGCCUCCUGGAGCACUUUGAGCUCUGCCUGGAGGUGCGUCACACUGAAGCGCUCAACCCACAGGCCGCUGAGUUUGUGCCCGGGAAGCUGUGGGAGACAACGCGGGGCCAAGGCGAAUCCUGGUACUUGUUCCCAACCUAUCUGAACCAGACCGAUGAGGUCUCUGAGGUGUGGGGAGGAGAUCACCCCGAGGACCUCCACAUCCGUGCCUACUUCUCACCCGAAAUACCUGAGGGUUUCUUCCAGAGGUUCCUAGUAAAAGCUUGCUCCUUCUACUCCACACACUGGGUGGCCAAGGCAACCUGUCUGCUCGUAUGCAAUGGCAAACCUCUGCUGAUCAAAGAGAACAACCAGAGGGCCUACAGCUACCUGGAGCUCCGGUACAGAAAGCCAGGAGGAAGGACAAGUUUCCAAUUUGCCUGGGACUUCCUCAUGGCAGUUGUGUUCAUCGUCCAGAAGCUCGCCGAGGAGUGGCCGGGGCUGCAUAUGUGUGUGAAGACCCCCUGCCGAACGGCUGGCUGUCCUGCUGAGCUCAUCUGGCCGGACAUGGAUGGCACAAACACCAUGACGAAGGAAGAUGUUAAAACCUGUGGGACGUGCGGGCACCGCUUUGGCGCAGAGCUGCUCCUGCCCAAAGUGCCCAGGCAGCUGGAGGAGCCCCCAGCCCAGCCCUCUGCUCACUAUUACGUGACAAGCUACGGGACCACCACCUUCGGGACCAGCAGCAUCCACGUCAAUAAGCAGGUAAGGAGGCUGCCACCUCCCCUUGCCCAGGGUCCAACACUGAUGGCCAGGCUCAUCCUCUCCCCUCAUGCCUGAAAUGAGGGGAUGCAGCUGCUUCCAGCCUGGGGAGAGGAUAUCCCAUCUUUAGGCAGCACUCUGGUUACCACCAGAGAUACCUGAGUAACCACCUGAGAUACCUGAGUAACCACCUCUGCACCUCAGAGCUGAGCUCAUGGUGCUUCCUGUCAUAGUUACUGCCUUAUUUUUCCAGAACAUCUCAAAUGAGUAACCCCGGGCCAGCGGGGAGGCGCUCGCCGAAGAAGGAAUUAUAUUCGUUUAGCCAAAGCCAAGCUGUCCUCAACGCAUUUU